AUGCAUCCCGAAUGUCUUGCUCGCUGGCUCCCUAACCUCUUCCCGCUGCUCUUCGUCGCCCUACGCGCCGCCGCCGCACCCACAGACGUCCCCUCCGCAGCCUCCUUCUACAUCCCCUCCAUACCACACAUCCACCAAAAUGCCGAGCACCCACUCACCAUGUACGGCGGUCACCUCUCGUCAGACCCCGACCUCGCCACCAAGUCCGCCAAGGACGUAACUCCGCACCUAUAUUUCUUCAUGGUCAAGAACCGGCGCACCGCGGACAGGGAGAGACUGGUCUUUUGGUUUAACGGUGGGCCAGGAUGCUCCUCGUUUGACGGUGCGAUGAUGGAGGUUGGGCCAUGGCGGUGGGACGGCAAGUCUGAUCAUGACUUCUAUGUCAAAGACGGUGGUUGGGAGGAGUACACCACCAUGGUAUACAUCGACCAACCUGCCGGCACAGGUUUCUCUUACACGAGUACUGACCAAUAUGUCCAUACUAUCGACGUCGCGCAAGCGCAACUCCUCACAUUCUUGAAGAACUGGUAUGAUGUCUUCCCAGAGUACAAAAACAUGGAUACAUACAUCGGCGGAGAGAGUUUCGCCGGCCAAUGGAUACCUUACUUUGCCGAUGCUAUGCUAAACUCGACACUCAAUAUCCCGCUGAGAGGCAUCGCCAUUGGAAACGGAUGGAUAGACUCCAAGUCGCAGUACCCCGCGUAUCUCGAGUUUGCGGUGAAGACUGGGCUGGUGGAGGAUAACUCAAAGGAGUGGAAGGUGGUAAAAGGGGAAGUAGAUAAGUGCGAGGCUGAGCUGGAGAAAAAGAAGGACAACCCGAUGUCUGUCCGUGCUUGCUCCACUAUUAUUCGGUCGGUUAUGGCGGCACGAGAACAUAAGAAACAGGGCGUCGACAUGUGCAUCAACAUUUACGACAUCCGGUUAGAAGACACCUCCCCAGCCUGCGGGAUGAACUGGCCUCCAGAAAUGCCCCAUAUUACCAAGUUGCUCGGCCGCCCCGAAGUCGUCAGCGCCCUGCAUGCAACGGCACACCCGGGCAAUUGGAUCGAGUGCCGCACCGAUGUCCACCGCGCGUUCCACGAGAGCACGUCCGAGUCGUCUGUCAGCGUGCUCCCGCGCGUGCUGUCGAAAAUCCCGGUGUUGAUCUUCGCGGGCGACCAGGACUUGAUUUGUAACUAUAUUGGACUGGAGAAUAUGAUCAAGGCGUUGUCGUGGAAUGGGGCUACUGGGUUGGGUACCGUACAGACACAGCCAUGGACCGUCAACUCGCAACCAGCGGGCACCUGGGUCACCUCGCGCAACCUGACAUAUGCGAAGAUCUUCAACGCUUCGCAUAUGGCGCCGUUCGACGUCCCUCACAUAACGCACGACAUGAUCCUGCGGUUCAUGGGUGUCAACUUCACGGCGCUUGUUGAUGGGUCGGCGAGGAUACCGAGCGCAGUGGGCAGCGAGUCGAAGGCGAUCUUUGUAGAGGAGCAUGAGGCGAAGCCGUCUGGGGUGGCGCCGGCGAAGACGCCGGAGCAGGAUAAGGCUAUGUGGGAAGCGUACUACAACGCAGGCUCAGCCGCACUCGUCCUCGUCCUGGUGUUCGUCGUCAUCGGCACCUUCGUGUGGUGUCGCCUACGGAAGAAGCGUGUGCAGCUGCCGUUCUCCCAGGCUGAAGAGAGCAUACCGCUGAACUCGGCACUCCGGAGAGAAAAUGGCGAUGAUAGCGAAGACGACGUAUCAAAGAAGGGCAAGGGCAAACAACGGCAGAGGGUAGAUGAGACGCAAGCUGACGCGCCGAUUUUUGAUGUGGGAGAUAGUGACGACGAGGACUAUAAGCAUACUUCGACGAAGGCAAAGUAG
Molecule: messenger RNA, 1848 nt
Organism: Cyclocybe aegerita
Lineage: Eukaryota; Fungi; Basidiomycota; Agaricomycetes; Agaricales; Hemipholiotaceae
Source: the annotation of a GenBank genome assembly